AUGCAUGGCAGAGCGCCAUUGCUCUCGAUUUGGACUGGACCGUCUCUUCGUUUUGAUCUGGUAUUUGAGUGCUCGACGACCCGAGCUCGCGUGUGUCGUCUCUUCUUUCCCUCCCACUGCCCCGUGGGUCCGGUGGAGACGCCGGUCUACAUGCCUGUGGGCACCCAAGGCACUAUAAAGGGGGUGACGGUGGGGCAGCUGGAGGUGAUCGACUGUCGCCUGCUGCUAGGUAAUGCCUACCACCUCGGUCAUCGACCGGGCCCUGAGACACUGACCCGUGCCGGCGGACUGCACGCCUUCAUGUCUUGGCCACGUGGCAUUCUCACUGAUUCGGGGGGUUUUCAGAUGGUUUCCCUUUCCAAGCUUUCCUCUACUGACGAGCAGGGCACCCACUUCUGCUCGCCUCACGACGCUUCCGAGAUGCUUCUCACGCCCGAGGAGUCGGUGGGUCGGAUUCAAGCCUCCAUUGGGUCUGACAUCGUGAUGCAGCUAGACCAUGUACUACAUGUUAAGACUGUGGGCAAGGAGGUGUACGAGGCUACGCGACGCUCGGUUAGGUGGUUGGACAGGUGUAUUGAAGCGCAUAAACCUCAACUUCAACGACAAAACCUCUUCGCCAUCACUCAGGGUGCCCUGUACGAGGACCUCCGCGAUGAGUGUAUCAGGGAGAUGACGAAACGCAAGGAUAAGGUGCAAGGAUUUGCCGUCGGUGGUUUGAGUGGGGGCGAGGCAAAGUCUGACUUUUGUCGCACCGUCUAUCAGUCUACAGGUUUGCUGCCCCGUGACAGACCCCGCUACUUAAUGGGUGUCGGCUUUCCCCUUGAUCUGGUCGUUUGUGUUGCCUUGGGUUAUGACAUGUUUGACUGCGUCUACCCCACACGAACAGCUCGAUUUGGCCAAGCUCUUGUCGAUUGGGGGCUGGUGAAUCUCCGUUUGACAGACUACACGUAUGACUUUCGUCCAAUUGAGCCUGGGUGUCCGUGCCCCGCAUGUUCUGGCAACGUCUCCCGCUCCUGGCUCCACGCUGCUUUUGGCGCUCACCAGUCGAAUGCCGCCUCUUAUGUCAGUCUGCAUAACCUGACAUAUCUGCUCAAUCUCAUGCGUCGGAUUAGGGAAGCCAUUCUAGCUGACGCCUUCCCUAGGUUCGUUCAUGAGUUUUUCCGACGACGCUGCAAAUCGUCAAGGGAUAGUUCUCAAGAUGGCGAAUCCCACAUUGAUGUAGAGUACGAAUUCAACGAAGUGCCGUCUUGGUGUGUCGAGGCUCUGAAGAAAAUGAAAGCUAGUCAGCGCAAAUCUACAGUACAACACUCGAAAUCGGUGGUGGAGUCACCACGGCAACACGACAGAACUCUAGACAGACGACACACACGUUCCGCUAAGCAAGGAGAGAACGGUGGAGACAAGACUAGCAUCGGUGGCUCGAGGCUUUUGUUUCUGGGCCUCAUCGCCUUUCGUUUGGUCAAUGCUCUGAUGAUACAGACAACUUUUGUGCCGGAUGAGGUAUGGCAGUCGGUCGAAGUGGCGCAUCGUUGGGCCUACGGAUUUGGCACCUUGACAUGGGAGUGGACUCCCACAGUGGCAAUCCGCUCCCCGCUCUACCCGCUCUUCUUCGCUGGAAUCUACAAGGCAUUAGCCUUCUUUGGUGUAGACUCCCGUAACGCAAUCGUUCUUCUGCCUCGGCUCUUUCACGGUCUUCUCACCGGUGUAACCGAUUACAUAAUCUACUUGAUGGCCGUCCGAUUGAGUGGAAAAUUAUCUGCAAGGUGGGUGCUGCUGGCAGAGAUAACGAGCUGGUUCACCGCCUACUGUGCGCCACGCAGCCUCAGCAACAAUCUCGAGUGGGCGCUGCACGCGGUGGCCUUUCGCUACUACCCUUGGCCCCCGAGUCUUGGUCUGGGUCCUGCCUCUACCACCGCCGUUCCCUUUCUGCUCCACGUCUGCCUCUGUAUUUUGCUCCGUCCAACUGCCGCUAUACUCUGGAUCCCCGUCUGUCUCCACUACCUCCUUCGGAUUUGGAAGGAGUACUCUUUCCAAGAUUUUCAACACACCCUCCGUCUCGCUUUGAUGAUUGGUGUCCCUUGUGCUACUGUAUCACUCGGUGUUGACCGGCUCGUUUUCGGUCGUUGGACGGUGAACCAGUUCAACUUUUUGCUUUUUAAUUUCUUUUCGAACGGGGCAAACUUUUACGGCGUGCAACCUUGGUACUGGUAUCUCACAAGUGGCCUUCCCUCUAUCCUCAUCCUUCACCUACCCUUAGCACUCAUCGGUUGGUUGUUUGAUGUCACCAAUGGUCGCCGUUGGCUCAUAAAGUGGUGCAGUUUGCUGAAGAGCCGUCCUCAAACAAGGGAAAAGGUUGUCGCAAACUGUCUAGCACAUAAGGAAUUUCGCUUCCUCUUCCCACUGUUCCCUCUGUUCAUGUACUACGCCGGUCGAGGAUUGUUCCUCCUCCAUUGCAGGUUGCUUGUUAUCCUUCUGGUUGCAGUUAACUUCGCUGUGGCCGGUUACACCUGCCUUGUCCACCAGCAAGGACCAGACGCCUUGAUGUCGAAGCUAGCCAGACAGGCUAAUGCUGCCAACUGGGCUGACAUGUCUCCAGGGCCCAGUAUCCUUGUUCUCAUGCCAUGUCACAGCACACCUCACCUGAGUUAUCUCCAUGUGAAUGUGAGUCUACGACUACUCUCUUGCGACCCAGAUCUUUCGGCAUGGCACAACACAGAUCCCCGAGCUUAUGUCGACGAGGCGGAUAAGUUCUACGAGGACCCAACUCACUGGCUCAACUCCAACUAUCCCAGCGGCCACACACUGCCGCAGUACAUAGCCAUGUUCACCGAACUUACACAGAAUGCAGACUAUGGUCAGGGUGUAACGCAAUGGCUUCAAGCUAGGAACUAUUCCACCUGUACGGAAAUAUUCCACUCCCAUGUCGUCUCACAUCGCAGACACAGCGGGCAUAUCUCCGUAUGUCCUACUCACCACACACCCAUCCAUUCACCACCAGAGUCAUCAGCACCAUCAGUGCCCCCUAUGACUAUCUCAGUCCCCCGAGGAGUGGCGAGGGUAUUUCACGCACCACCGAGUGGUUACUUCAGCAUCCGCGUGGCUUUGCCCUAUUCUCCCUCAUCCUCGCGGACCUCUUGUAUGCGUGCUUGA
Molecule: messenger RNA, 3150 nt
Organism: Echinococcus granulosus
Lineage: Eukaryota; Metazoa; Platyhelminthes; Cestoda; Cyclophyllidea; Taeniidae
Product: Queuine tRNA-ribosyltransferase
Exons: 11
Coding region: 1-3150 (1049 amino acids)
Cellular component (GO): cytosol
Molecular function (GO): tRNA-guanosine(34) queuine transglycosylase activity
Source: RefSeq, a predicted model, not a curated record